ACAAAAUGCCAUCAACGAGUGGACUCGUGCACCUGCUCAUGCAGCACAAAGUCUGUUUUAUUUUCAGCUAGCGAAGGACGUCGUGUGGUGCAAAUCGUGUCUUGUGAGGUGACAGGAAAUCCAUUGCUAUGAAAUGAUUUUUUGCACAGGUGGACCAUGUGUGGUGAUCAUUUGAUUUUUUUUUUGUGAGUGUAGAUUUCAAGACGAACACUUGACACUGGGUGAAUGUGCAUGUGUUUGUUUGGCUGUGCAGCAGGGCGACAUUAAAGUUUAAACACAACAUGCCCUGAAGUAUUUAUGAGCCCGGUCUGGUGGCGAGUGGCAGCAGAAGAGACACUCCCAGAAAGUGAGGAGUCAGAGACAGUGAGAGGACUGGACGAGGACAGGACUGCAGCAAUACGCAGACUGGAUGUUGAUCUUGAAUGAAACUGGUGCAUGACUGACAGCAGCUGAUGGAUCCAUCAGUGACACAAGUACGACAGGCUGCUUCUCCGGGCUUGGAGGAGUACAAUCCCUUCACAGAUGCCAAACCAGUGAGUACUUUUGCAGCCAACCUGGUGGCAGCGCCCAAGACUGCAGGAUCCACCGUCAACACGCAGCCCGCCAUCAUGAAGCCCACGGAGGAGCCUCCAGCCUACUCACAGACACAGGAGCAGUCGCGAGGAGCUGCUGAGCUGUUGAGGAGGCAGGAGGAGCUGGAGAGGAAGGCUGCAGAACUGGACCGCCGGGAGAGAGAGAUGCAGUCGCUCAGCGCUUCAGGAGGCAGGAAAAACAACUGGCCUCCCCUCCCAGAGAAUUUCCCCGUGGGUCCGUGUUUCUACCACGACAUCACAGUGGACAUCCCCGUGGAGUUUCAGAAGACCGUCAAGAUCAUGUAUUACCUCUGGAUGUUUCACACAGGGACGCUGCUCGCCAACAUGGUGGGCUGCAUGGCCUGGUUCAUCGUGGACGCGUCACGUGGCGUGGACUUUGGCCUGUCCAUCCUCUGGCUCAUGCUCUUCACUCCGUGUUCGUUCGUCUGCUGGUACAGACCACUUUAUGGAGCGUUCAGGAGUGACAGCUCCUUCAGGUUCUUUGUGUUCUUCUUCGUGUACAUCUGUCAGUUUGGCAUCUACGUUCUGCAGUCUAUCGGCAUCAGAGGCUGGGGCGCCAGCGGGUGGAUCUCAGCUCUGACCGGCCUGAAUCAGAGCAUCCCAGUGGGUAUUAUAAUGAUCCUCAUCGCUGCUCUCUUUACCUCACUGGCUGUCAUGUCCCUCAUCAUGUUCAAAAAGGUCCAUGCGAUGUACCGGACCACCGGCGCCAGCUUUGAGAGGGCCCAGCAGGAGUUUGCCACCGGCGUCAUGUCCAACAAGACGGUCCAGGCUGCUGCUGCUAACGCCGCCUCCAAGGCGGCACAAGGAACCUUCAAGGAGCAGAUCUGAUUGGCUUGGUGAGCUCGCUCAUCUCUCUGUCCAACCUUCACCCAGCACAUCUCUGCUCGUCUGGCUUCCACUUGAGCCAGCUGUCCUGUUUGAGCACACGGAGAGCCCCCCCCUCCCCCCAGCCUUCUGACAAUAUCCAUGUGAGGGCGGCCAUGUUGUCAAACAGGACCACGACUCACUUCUGUCCUCUUCUACCUGCCCCACCAACAUUGUGCACUCUCAUCAUGGCAGACUCUGAGAACCACUCACCUGUGCUGCACUCCGACUCCCACUGAACCAGUGUGCUCUGCUUCAUGUUCUGUGUGUGUGUGUGUGUGUGUGUGUGUCUAACUUAAUGACUAUUUGUGUGCCUCUUUAACUGGCCUGUCUGUCCUCUGUAGACAGAUCGUAAUGUAGCUGAAUCAAGUCUGACUUUCUGAACCUGCCCGGGCUUUUCCCGAUGUCUGUCGUCUUAGAAGUUCUUUGCGUCAUUGGCUUCCUGUGUGUCCUUUGAGUUAUCAACCUCAUCACUACUUAAUGUUUUUAAAUGUAUUUAUUAUCGGACAAAUGGAAGACUUUUAGUCCUCACUAGACGUCGGUUAAUGCACAAGAAGCCGCCUUCUCUGAUUUAUUUUGCUGUUUCCUCUGAGUACGUAACUGAAUGCUGCUGCCCCCUGGUGGAGUGACUUCGUAUUGUCAAAGAUGAAUGCUGUGCAUUCCAGUUCACUGCUUUGCCUUCGACUUUCUGCUUUCCUCUGAAUGUGGUUUUAGAAAGUGUUUAGUCUUCCUCAAAGUGAUGUGCUACUCCACAUUUCAUUUGUUAAGUAUCAAGCACUGACCCCUGUAGACUGUUAUUUAUCAAAUAUUUACUUGGGUUCUCAAAUGUCUCAAGAACCAUUUGCAUUAUUACCAGGAAAUCUGAACAGUUUCUCCCCAGAGGAUGAAUCCUAAUGACUUGAAGGAUAACUAUUGUGAUUUUAUCUCCACAACUGUCAGACGCAGUGCCUUGACAUGUGGUUUAAGUUUUCAUCCAUCAGCUGGUCUAAAUAUAAAUCUUUCCAGUACUUUAGUUUAAGCUCAAAAACAUCCUGAUUUUUCCCCUUAAAAUAAAAUAGUGAACCUGGCCAACAGUAAACCCGCUUGGCCAAAUAGCACGUUAGCAUUUAGCCACACCCACACCUCACAGCGCUGCCGCCAUAGCUGCUUUAAGAGGGACUGAUCACUUCGUUUCAUGUCUGCGGACUGUCGUCCUCACUGACACUCUGCCGGAGGUGUCGUGUUCAGAGGCCGCGUGCUCAGCCAGAAGAGAAGCUCCGGAAGUGCGUUGAGACGUUUCACGUUUAAAUUUGUCCUCAGCAACUAAAUUUGAUUCCCCUUCACCUUCACCUGUCCAGUUCAUACAUGCAACAGCUGAGCUCAGCAUCCUUUUCAGGUGAAGCCUGCUUGUCGUGAAGAGAUCCGCGACUCCUGCACAUACAGCUGCGUGUUUCUACAGCUGAUCUGAAGGUGAAGGCGUCACUCGUCUCCGGCUGUUCGUGCGCGCCGGACACUUACCUCAGUUUUACUCAGGAUGCAUGACGAGGUUGAGAGUGUGUGGAAUUUAGACUGGGCCUCGUUUUUUAAAACACAUGUGCUGUAAAUCGGUAUGUUGCAAUAAAAAAAGACUUAAAAAGAUGACAGAAAUGGCCAGUGAUGCUGGUGUUGUGUAUUCAUCAUUUUGAUAAAUGCGGAUUGACUGUCGCUGAGCUCAGGCGGUCGGAGCCCUCAGACGUGGACCUGCUGAAAUCAUCCUGUCUGUUGUGUCUCAUGCUGCAGACCGCGAAGCCUUUUGUGUGUACGUGUUGUGCAGGGGUGUAACUAGAGCGAAACUGGCCUCUAAGUCUUAAUCCAUGUGUGAGGGGACGGGGGCAGCUGUGGGUGUGGGAUCCUCCUGGACCUCCUGGACAUUUUUCAGCUUCUCCUGCCUUGUGUUGCCCACUUUUUCUUUCAAACAGAUUCUUGCUGGCUCUGUGUGGAGCCGUGUGUGUGUGGGACAAAGCAACAUGAGAUUGUUCCUUGAAACAGAAGAACGAGGCCUGCAGGUGGCGCUCUUCUUUCCGACUCGAUGGUAAAUGUGAGACGUGAGCUCUGUGAUGUUCUGUAGGUGGACUGUGGCUUCGAGUUGUGCUUCGUAAUCAGCUUGGUUUGUGGUAGAAACACUGAGAAUGAAAUUAAAACUUUGAAAGCAUCUCUGACUGUAAAACCUAAUCAAAUCACUGAUUUAAGACGUAGUAAGAAAUGUUUGUAUAUUUUGUACCAUUUACAGGCGGUCGGCCCUUUGCUCUGAACUUUGCUGUCAGCUUAAGACGCACUCUGGUUUCGCCUUCAGUCGCAUGUCGAGUAGCUUGAGUUUUGUAUAUUUAUUGUAUUAACACUGAAUAAAGUUCCUCUUCUGUA
Molecule: messenger RNA, 3836 nt
Organism: Scatophagus argus
Lineage: Eukaryota; Metazoa; Chordata; Actinopteri; Scatophagidae
Product: secretory carrier-associated membrane protein 1-like
Exons: 9
Coding region: 453-1421 (322 amino acids)
Biological process (GO): protein transport
Cellular component (GO): recycling endosome membrane; trans-Golgi network membrane
Source: RefSeq, a predicted model, not a curated record